GACGUCCGACAAUACUAUCUACUUUCCCACUGUUUGGGGACGAACCGGUGCUUUCACAGUUGAAGACCUAAAACCCGACCGUUUUCACGAGAUUGUUGAAUUACUUAAGAGCCACUACUUUCCACACAAUCACAUAUGCCAAAGUUUGGGUUUUUUGAAGGACGAGGAAUCCGCAAGAUCCUUUACUGAACAUCUGCUGCUUACCGUGGGCAAUAAUUCGUCGAUCAUCGUCGUUGAUGAAAAUUCUACCACAGAAGAGGGUCGGAGGAAAAUAGUGGGAGUGUUGGUCUUGAGAACCAUCGACAAAUUUGAUUACGCGCGUGUGAUGAGACGCAUUCGGUUGGUUUCUGGAGAUGCAAUGAAAGAGUACGUGAGAUUGAGACAGCACAUGCACGGAAAGGUGGACUUUUUCGCGAAAUAUAAGUGCGACCGGAUUGUUCGUUACUAUGAUUUGUGUUUAUUACCAGAGUACAGGCACAGGGGGCUAGCGAAUCAUUUGGUGCGUUGUGGAAUUGACGUUGCCAAAGCGAAGGGAGCGGCAGCUGUGGUGGGUCUAUUUGAGGAUGACGGAAUACAAACCUUAGCAAAGAAAUUAGGAAUGAAGAAUGAGUAGAAGAUUACGACUCGAGGAAGAGAGGGCGAAAGCUGUAAAAGAAGAAGAAAUCUUCGAAGAUCCUCUUAAGAUUCAGCUGAAACGUAUAUUCUCGCCGCUCGUGUGGAAGGAAACGUCGUACGGCAUCCGAAUUCAAGAUCUAAAGGAGGAUCAACACGAGGAGGUCGUAAAUAUGUUUAAGGAUCACUUUUUGGAGAAUGACGUUUUGUGUAAAAACACCGAGCUCCUAAACGACGAGGAAUCUUUGGCUUGUUAUUUGAGACGCAUCCGUUUUCAAAUUCGUGACAGCUCAUCCAUCAUCGCUGUAGAUCUAAAUUAUGUCCACGACGACGAGGAUUUACAAGAUGAAUCGGAAGCGAAGUUAAAAAUCGUCGGAGUUCUAAUCUUGAAGGUUAUGAGAAAGAAUGAGUUUAACCGCGUAUUUAGCCAAGUGCAACUGAUUGAAGGCGAAGCUAUGAAGAAGUGCGUCGCGUUUAGGUCGCAUAUAAAUCGAAGGGUUGACAUCCACGAGAAGUGUAACUGCGACGUUUACCUACGCUAUUACGAGCUUUGCGUUUUACCACAGUAUCGACACCAGUCACUAGGAUACCUACUAAUGAUGUGCGGAGUAAGGGUGGCAAGAUCGUAUAAUAUUCCCGUUGUUGCCGGAUUGUUUCCGACAUUAUCGAUGCAAACUGUCGCAAAAAGGUUAGGAAUGGAGACUAUCUACGAAGUUAGCUACUGCGCUUGGAGAGAUCGCGAAGGGGAAUUAAUUUUCGACGACCCCGGUGCCGGAAACUAUACGUGUGCAGUAAUGGCAGGACCGGUACCACCACCUCCUUCCCUUGGAAUCGUACCAUCCGACUCACAAAUGAAAUUAACUAGACCUAAAACUAGAGCAGAAAAACAGAUGCUUCGAGCAAAGGCGAAAAACUAGUCAUAGUCGGGUUUCCUAAAUUCCUUGUUUAAUUUCCUCCAAAACUGUAGGCGUUUCAUGAGCAGAUUGGUGCCCAUGUGGCUACUUUGGCCUAUAAAAUAAAAUUCUAGUCUAUCCGU
This is a messenger RNA of Photinus pyralis (common eastern firefly), 1648 nucleotides long. RefSeq lists its product as uncharacterized. The coding region runs from base 606 to 1529 and encodes 307 amino acids. Gene Ontology annotation, molecular function: N-acetyltransferase activity. The record is from RefSeq and is a predicted model, not a curated record. Lineage: Eukaryota; Metazoa; Arthropoda; Insecta; Coleoptera; Lampyridae. The transcript has 9 exons.